AAAAGGGUCACUUCCAUUGCCAUUCAAUACAAGUUGAAAUCUCAAACCUAAAAAAAAAAAGAACUUUUCUUUUCUCUCUCAAAACAAACCAAAAAAAUAAAAAUAAAUCUUAGUUCUUCACUAUUCUACAUCAAAGCAAAGCAAAGGUAUGCAUCCACAAAGUUUCAUGAACCCGGUUCACUUCCAAAGCAACUCAGAAAUGUUACCAUGGUCAAUUCCACCGGUUCAACCAUUUAUGAACCCGGUUCACCACCAUGAUCAGUCAUUUCUCCUCCCUCCAUCACCAUCGGCUUACGGUUUAUUUAAUCGUAACACUAACACAGAUCAACAACACCUCCGGUUCAUCUCAGAUAGUUUAGUAGGUCAAGUGGUUCAUCAUCAUCAUCAUCAUAAUCAACCCGGCUCAAUAGCACCUUUUGGUUUACAAGCUGAGUUACAAAAAAUGAGUGCACAAGAAAUAAUGGAUGCUAAGGCAUUGGCUGCAUCUAAAAGCCAUAGUGAAGCUGAGAGAAGACGUAGAGAAAGAAUCAAUAAUCAUCUUGCUAAAUUGAGAAGCCUUCUUCCUAAUACUACUAAAACAGACAAAGCUUCAUUGCUAGCAGAAGUGAUACAACAUGUGAAAGAGUUAAAAAGACAAACAUCCUUAAUAUCAGAGACAAGUCUUGUCCCAACUGAAAUUGAUGAAUUAACAGUUGAUAAUGCAACAUCUGAUGAAGAUGGUAAGUUUAUAAUAAAGGCCUCUUUGUGUUGUGAAGAUAGAUCUGAUCUUUUGCCUGAUUUAAUCAAGACAUUGAAAGCACUAAGGUUAAAAACAUUAAAAGCUGAAAUUACAACACUUGGUGGACGUGUUAGAAAUGUGUUGUUUAUAACUGGAGACGAUUAUUAUUGUAAUAAUAAUAAUAAUCGAGAGGUAGAUACGUGUAUAAGUGGAGACGAUGAAGAUACUGAGAUGAUGCAGCAACAACAACAACAACAACCACAGUAUUGUAUAAGUUCAAUACAAGAAGCACUUAAAGCUGUGAUGGAGAAAUCAAGUGGUGAUGAUUCUGCUUCUACAAGUGUUAAGAGACAAAGAACUAACAAUAUCAACAUCCUUUCUUAAAUUACUUCUUUUCCCUUUUUAUGUGUGUUUGUUUUUGUUUUUUUUUGGGGUGUGUGGUUUUUGUUUUUUGUCCAUCUUAUUUGGGCAGUAUAAUGUAGAGAGUUGGUGGUGUCUAGGGUUUUGGGUUAAUUGUAUGAUGUGUGAGUUGCAUAUUGGAAAACCCUAUCAUAGAUAAAACUCGAAAUUCAGGUAUUUAAGUGGAGAAGUAUCUAUAGAGGGUCAAAUUUAGUAUCGGUGUAUUUUGAUAUAGGGUGUUAUUUGACUCUUGGAGGUUUGAUUUCUCGAUUAUUAUAAAAAAAAAUAUAAUAUGUUAGGGUUGGUGCAUAGUGGUUUUCUUUUUGUGUUGUGUCCAAAAAGUGUUUGAUUUCCUCGUGUCAUGUUUAUCAAAAGUCUGGUAUUUGAAUGAAGAAAUGUCGAGAGUGAAUUCUGCAUUCCUUAUUUUUGAGUCGUGCAUUAUUGACUGUCGGGGAUUUCUGAAUUAUAAAAAAAAUGUAGAGGCAUUGUUUUUUGGGUGGUGGUGGGUGGGGGGGGGGGUCCAAAAGUGUCUUAAUCAAUUGGCUCAUGUCUAUGUCAUGUCCAUCAAGAGUUGAUCAACUCAAACAAGAAAACCCUUGAGAAAGAAAAAUUGAAGAGAAGGAUCUUUUUAGUGAAGAGAGAAACAUUAUAAGAAUAGAAAUAUGGUGAAGUAUUUUGAUUACAUGCUCUUUGUCUCUCUUUUGUUUUUUAGUGUGAAAUUUCCUUGUCAACUUCUCUUUCUUUGUCACAAUUUAUGCAUGCUCACAAUAUGCUUAUUCUAUCAUUUUAUGGAGGAAAAAAAAAUAGAAUUAUGGGGUGUCUUUUUUAAAAAAUCUUUUUUCUUGUGGGAAAGGGAAGAAUCAUUGUAAAUAUAUUUAUUUACUAGUGUUUGUUGUGACUCAUAUAUGUAUUUGCCUUGUACUUUUCUUCUCAAGGCAUAAUACUAUAUAUCAUUUUGCUCUUCUUCUUUUUUUCAAGUCUAAGUAUCUUGUGGGUGAUGGUGUUUUUUUUUCCUUUUCAUUUUGGGGUGUUUAUUUCAAUAUUCUAUGUAAUAAGGGGAUGGCAAGAUUAUCAAUGAAAUUAUUAUAUAUAUAUCUUAUAUAUUA
Molecule: messenger RNA, 2223 nt
Organism: Solanum lycopersicum (tomato)
Lineage: Eukaryota; Viridiplantae; Streptophyta; Magnoliopsida; Solanales; Solanaceae
Product: transcription factor bHLH30-like
Biological process (GO): regulation of DNA-templated transcription
Molecular function (GO): protein dimerization activity; DNA-binding transcription factor activity
Source: RefSeq, a predicted model, not a curated record